GUCGAUGAUGAGGCCCGCCAAUUCAUCCGGAAGGCUAUCAAGAGUGAGCGCCAUGUUCUUCUCAGGAAGUUCGAUGUGUGGAAAAUAAGACACGACGUGGAGGCAGACGCGCCACGAAACUCAGUCGCGUCUCCCGACUGCCGACCACCCACCCCACCAGCACGCGCUCACCAGCGAUCUCGCACCUCACUCUCCAAACACAAUGGACGCCGACAUAUCAGACAUCCUCGCCUCAGUCUCUGCCCCGUCCAUCGACCACCGAACUCUCGAUCUUCAGGCCCUAACGCGAGCAUGGAUAAACGAGCGAACAUCACCAGAUCUUCUUCCCUACCCCACCGAUCUCAUACAGCGAGCGAAUGAUGGCAUCAAGCGGCAGAUAGAAAUCAUAGAAGAUAUGACAGGGUCAAUGGAUCCCAGCAAGAACUUCACGUUGGUGAUAUUGCAGACAGAGCUGGAAAGAAUGAAGUUCCUCGUGAGGAGCUAUUUGCGGGCAAGGAUAGCAAAGGUCGAUAAGUUCCCCAUACAUUACCGACAACGACUACUGCAAGCCGAACCUGACGAUGAACCUCUGCUGUCAACAUUGGAGUCGCAAUACCUCGAAGCACAUCAGUCAUUACUCACUCAGCACUACCACGCCUCUUUCCUGUCAGUAUUUCCGCAAAACUUGCACAGGAUGGACGAUUCGAGUGGAGGUGUGCACAUGGUAGACAAGCCCGACGAGGAUGCGGCAGUCUUUUGCAGAGUGCUGAGAGACUGCUAUGUGGAGAGGCCUGUAUACGGCGGAAUAGAUAUGGUUCGAGGUGAUAUAUGGGUCCUGAGAUGGAGCAACAUUGCAGAGCGAGUGAAACGAGGGGAUGUUGAGCUCAUAUGAGGACUGUAUUUGUUGCCUGGAGCCAAGGACCCGAAAAUACCAAAUGAUACCCGGCACUUGUGCCAAGUUGAGAGCUUUUCAUGCAGCAAAUCUAUACUCAUAAGUCUUCUGAUUCGCACAGUGUCGUGUGGCGAUCAACGCCGCCCAGGCCUCU
Messenger RNA from Cercospora beticola, 1025 nucleotides. RefSeq names its product DNA replication protein SLD5 (gene SLD5). Gene Ontology annotation, biological process: DNA-templated DNA replication; double-strand break repair via break-induced replication. Gene Ontology annotation, cellular component: GINS complex. NCBI's taxonomy places the organism in Eukaryota, Fungi, Ascomycota, Dothideomycetes, Mycosphaerellales, Mycosphaerellaceae. The record is from RefSeq and is a predicted model, not a curated record.